Molecule: messenger RNA, 1386 nt
Organism: Colletotrichum karsti
Lineage: Eukaryota; Fungi; Ascomycota; Sordariomycetes; Glomerellales; Glomerellaceae
Product: FAD dependent oxidoreductase
Exons: 3
Coding region: 1-1386 (461 amino acids)
Molecular function (GO): protein binding
Source: RefSeq, a predicted model, not a curated record
AUGUCUUCUUCCAACUCCAACGUCCAAAGCGAAAGCACGACCCAGCCCUGGUGGGACGAUGGACACGAAAAACACUUCGUCCCCUUGGCACCAGCCGUGCCCAUAGACCCUACAGUUAACACCUGGUCACGCUUCGGUCCGACCUUUGAAGCAUACGAAUACUCCGGCUGGAUAGACGAGAGCGUGUCUUGGAAAACGGAUUGCUACAUAGGAGAUUGGUCGCCGCUUCUCAAAGCCCGCGUCAAGGGCCCGGAGGCCCAGGCCUUCUUCGAGUUCCUCUCCACCAACCGCUGGCCCAACUUCAAGCCCGGCCAGGCCAAGCACGCCAUCUUCUGCCAGGACAACGGCUGCGUGGUCGGCGAAGGCCUCGUCCUGAUGCUCGACAAGGAUGACUUCAUCUUUACCAGCGGACCGGGCACGGUCUGGCUGGCGUACCAGCACCGGUUCGGCAGGAGGAAGUUUGACGCCACGCUGGAACUCGUCACCAAUGACUGGUUUCUCCUGCAGGUUCAGGGUCCGCGCAGCGCGAAGCUGCUCGACGAGAUCACGGACGAGGGCGUCAGGGACAUCAAGUUCAUGCACUACAAGGAGCUCACCAUACGCGGCAUCAAGUUCUUGUGCUUGAGACAGGGCGUGUCGGGCGAGCUGGGGUUCGAGCUCUGGGGCCCUGCGAAGGACGCGAGGAAGAUUUAUACGUCCGUUGUGGAAGCCGGCAAGGCGCAUAACAUUCGUCAACUCGGCGCCCGGACGAAGAUGGUCAAUCAUGUCGAAGCGGCUUUCGCGACACCCACUGCGGAUUUCAUCCCAGCCGUCCACGCGCCGGCGGACAACGCAGAGCUCGUCGACUUCCGAAAGUUCGCGAAGUCGAUCGGGUACGACUUCGACCUAUAUGCCUCCAAAGCUAGCGGCAGCUACGGGACCGACCCUGUAUUGUACCACAACACGCCCUUCGACCUGAACUGGGGCUGGCUCGUGAACCUCGACCACGAGUUUAUUGGGCGCGAGGCACUCUUCAAGCUGAAAGAUAACCCGCCGCGAAAGCUGGUGACGCUCGUCUGGGACAAGGAUGACGUCGCAGACGUGUUCGCGUCGUUGUUCCGUCCAGAGCCGUACGAGUACAUGGAGAUGCCGCGGGACCUUCUUGGUAACGUCAACGGGAGCGCCGUCUCGGUAGGGGGGAAGACUGUUGGAGUUGCUGUUUCGAGAUGCUACAGCUACUGGUUCAAGGAGAUGAUUUCCUUGGGCAUCGUCCUCCAAGAGCAUGCUUCGCCGGGAACGGUGGUUGAAGUGACAUGGGGUAGUCAGGGUUCGAAGCAGAAAAUCAUCAAGGCUAUCGUACAGCCGGCCCCGUAUAAGGAAGACAAGAGACGCUACAGCAUCCUCUGA